Galeopterus variegatus (Sunda flying lemur) is the source of this 1809-nucleotide messenger RNA. It is a transcript of the gene CCDC184, whose product is annotated as coiled-coil domain containing 184. Gene Ontology annotation, cellular component: cytoplasm. The transcript has 2 exons. Bases 1 to 585 code for a protein of 194 amino acids. NCBI's taxonomy places the organism in Eukaryota, Metazoa, Chordata, Mammalia, Dermoptera, Cynocephalidae. The record is from RefSeq and is a predicted model, not a curated record.
AUGGAGGACGGUCUGCUGGAGAUCAUGACCAAGGACGGCGGCGACAUGCCGGCCCCUCUGGAGGUGUCCACCGUGCCGGCCGUGGGGGACGUGAUCUCCGGAGAGUACAACGGCGGCAUGAAGGAACUGAUGGAGCACCUGAAGGCCCAGCUGCAGGCCCUGUUUGAGGACGUGAGGGCCAUGCGGGGGGCCCUGGACGAGCAGGCCUCGCACAUCCAAGUGCUCUCGGACGACGUGUGUGCCAACCAGCGGGCCAUCGUCUCCAUGUGUCGGAUUAUGACCACGGCGCCCCGCCAGGGCGGCUUGGGCGUGGUCGGCGGCAAGGGGAGCUUCCCGGGCGUCCCCCAAGAGCCGGAGACCCCUUCGCCUAUGAUCGGGGACAGCGGCUUGCCGGGUCUCGAUCCUGAGGACGAGGGGGACGACGACGAAGAGAAGGAGGUGCCCAGCCCCGCCACACCCACCAGUCACUGUGAGCGCCCUAAGAGUCCCUGUGCUGGUCUCCUUGGGGGGAACGGGCCACUUGUGGAGCCCCUCGACCUGCCCGACAUUACCCUGCUGCAUCUGGACGGCGAGGCCUCCCUGUGAGGGGACUCCACGGGGGCACUACCUUCCCGGGCUGGCUUUGGGUUUCACAGUGCGUGAGGCAAGGGGACUGAACGGCGCGGUGCAGCUUCACAACGACGGCUGCUCUUGUGGGUCGGGCAGAGAGAGACUCCCUCGAGGAAGGAUUUGUAGGGCGAAGGACUUUGGGAGCAUCAAGAAUUCUUUCUGCCCGAACCAAGCGAAUCAUAGCAAACUGACGAAAGGUGAGGUUCCGGGAAAGGAAGCGCCUAUCUCCGGAUUCCCAUCCAUCCCCUACCCUACCCUUUACUCCUCCCCAGGAAACAGGAGAACCCCUGAAUUGUAAAUAAAAUUCUGCUUUUUUGUAUUCUGAAAAAGGACUUAUCUAGGACUAUGGCAAAUAAACUAACGAUUUACCUAGAAAUUAAGGAAUUGGGGUAUUCUGUUCUGGCAACAGGAAAUCUACCCCUCUGCUGAAAUCCAGGACAUUCAGUGUUCUGCAGAAGCCUCUCCCCCUCACAGAUCUCUGCGGCUGCUGAUUGGUAAAGGAAGCUUGAGGAGGGAACCGCAGCCCUAUCUGGGUGAAUGGGGUUCCUAGGGCCCCUGGGCUGGGAGGAGCUGGCUAUGAAUGUGCAUGAAGACAUAAUAGCUCAACCUCUAGGAUUUUGCAUGCAGAGCCGAUCCUGCCUUGCCACUGACUUCAUCUGGGAUUGUUUUUCCACUCACUGGGGCUUAGAGAACAAAGAGCCCAGUUCACAGGCAGAGACUCGGGGGUGCUCAGCGACAGCCCAGAUUUAGGGGACGUUUGAGGGACUCUUGGGGGCCGCAGCCAAAAACCGUCUCUCCCGGCUACACCUGCUUAACUUCAGUUCUAUUUUCUGUCAAUAUGUCCCUGCCCUCUGCCUCUCGGUGUUGCCUCCAUAAUGUCUUGUGUGUGUUAUGUGUGUCCACUUGUGUAGUAGUGUGUGAGCCCUGAGGGGCAGGGCUUGUGGCUCCGGUGUUAGGUUCAGGGGGCUUCAGACCCUUCUCUGAGCCCUAAAUUAUCAUGGCGCUUCAUCUUCUCUGCUUCCCCCACCCCUCACCCCCACAACCAGGGCAUGGAGCAUGUGGCUGUCCUGAGGUUUACUAACUGAUGUGCCUCCCUCCCACCUCCUCAAGUGGUGACUUUGUGUGCCCUCCCCCCUCCUUUGUGUAUUCUUUCUCAAUGCUUUCCUUGUUAACCUUAAUAAAAAGGCGUCAUCUCCCCUC